AUGCAUACCCAGGUCAUUCGGUGGUUUGAGGGGCUACUGCUGCACCUUCAACUUAUCAAGGAAAGUAUCGAUCUCAUUAUUGGUGCAACUUUCUACUUUUUCGAAGCAUUUGUUCGGCUGUUCAUACAACCUCCCAGGAAGGAUGUGGAGGGAGAGAUUGUUCUGGUGACUGGAGCAGCCAGUGGGAUUGGCAAACUGAUAGCAAAGGAACUGGGUCGCCUUGGUGCAACUUUAGUUCUCUGGGAUAUAAACUGGGAAGCCCUUGACAAGACAGCCAAGAGGCUGCGACAGUCUCUAGACGUGCGUGUUUAUGCUUAUGCUUGUGACUGCGGUCGAAGAUCAGAGGUGUACAGAGUCGCAGAGCAGGUGAAGCAGGAUGUUGGGGAUGUGUCUAUCCUUGUGAAUAAUGCCGGUGUGGUGACUGGAAAAUACAGCUUCACUGAGGCUCCUGACAGUCUGGUGGACAGAACUCUGAGAGUCAAUGCAGCCGCACAUUUCUGGACCUACAAAGCUUUUCUCCCAGCCAUGAUGAAACGCAACCAUGGUCAUCUCGUCUGUGUGGCUGGUCAUGGGGGCUUAUUUGCAAUGAAUGGAUUAGCAGACUAUUGUGCAAGUAAGUUUGCAGCCGUGGGAUUUGCUGAAUCCAUUGCUUUAGAGCUGCUCGAGCUGAAGAAGGAAGGAAUUAAAACAACCAUUGUGUGCCCUUAUUUGAUCAAUACUGCAAUGUUUAGAGGAUGUCAAACAAAAUGGCCAUCCAUUCUUCCAAUAUUGGACCAGAGGGAAGCUGCAAAGAUGAUUGUGGAUGCAAUAUUGAGAGAGAAGAUGUUUUUACUGAUGCCUUCGAGUUUGUACUUCUUGAUGGCUAUGAAGAGUUUCAUGCCAGCCAAACUGGGAAUCAUUUUCAUGAACUUCUUUGGAGGUUUGGAUAUCAUGGAUCACUUUCGAGGAGUCCCAGUGCCUGUUGUCACUUACAAAAAGCUUCAGCGUCAGAGAGAGAACAGUAUAAUGGAGCUGGAGAAUCCACUUAUCUACUUCUACUGA
Messenger RNA from Chanos chanos (milkfish), 1041 nucleotides. Its product is annotated as epidermal retinol dehydrogenase 2. The transcript has 6 exons. The record is from RefSeq and is a predicted model, not a curated record. Gene Ontology annotation, cellular component: lipid droplet. Gene Ontology annotation, molecular function: oxidoreductase activity, acting on the CH-OH group of donors, NAD or NADP as acceptor. NCBI's taxonomy places the organism in Eukaryota, Metazoa, Chordata, Actinopteri, Gonorynchiformes, Chanidae. The coding region runs from base 1 to 1041 and encodes 346 amino acids.